AUGAAUUACACCCCCUGACUAUUGACGUCACAAAAUGGCCACUGCCUGUAGAAUGCCUUUGUGAACUUAUUCAUUGGCUGCAAGUUCUACUAAUUUAGAUCUAUCUUAGAUCUUUUGAAUUAUUCGCUUCGAAAGUUUGAAUCAAUUAUAUUUUCGCCUAGUGAAGCACCAAGCACCUUAGCAGAUCCCAAAGAAGUUAACAAAAUGUCCUCACCAGCUUCAGAUGUGAUUGUUGACCAGCCAACUGUGACAGCAUCACCUCCUGUUGAGGGGGAUGCCACACCCUCCAUUGAAAUAUCUAGUGCUGCAGAGCCUGACAGUAUUACAAAUGAACCAAAUCCUGUAACAAACAACCUAACAGAUGAGAUUGACACUGAUGGUGAGGAUGGAGAUAUCUCUCCUAUGGCCACUGUGGUGCCUAGCAAUACCCCAGUUACAGGAGACUCUGGUCAAGGCUCACCCAACAUGCAGAGCAGCACAGACAGCCUAAGUGAUGAUGCUACUUUAAAAUCAGAGAAACUCUGCUCUAAGACACUUGAAGAACUGUCAGAAACUCCUCUGCCACAGGAAGAGGUCACUUCAAAUGGUGGAGCUGAUCCCAGUGACUCCGCUGACACUGUCUCCAAAUUAGAAGCAGCCUUGAGCCAAGGGGAUGAUGCACCAGACAAUAAGGUCAAAGCGACCAAAGCUGGAAGGAAAGAAGAAAAAAAAGAAGAGAAAAAGAAAAGCAAGAAAAAGGAAGACAAGAGUAUUGACUACAUUCUGAGAGCACUGAACAGUCUCCAAAGCCCUGAAGAAAAACUAGCAGCUUUGUGCAAGAAGUACGCAGACCUCCACGAGGAGCACAGAGUGCUGCAGACAUCCUUCAAAACUCAACAGAGAACUAUAGCAGUGGUCAUGAGAGAAAAAGAUCAACUCCAGUCUGAGCACACCAAAGCCAUGAUGGCCAAAAGCAAGCUUGAAUCUCUUUGUCGAGAACUUCAGAAGCAUAACAAGAUAAUCAAGGAUGAAAGUAUAAAAAGAGCAAAGGAGGACGAUGAAAAGAGAAAAGAAAUUUCAUCUCAGUUUAAUCACACAAUUGGUGAAAUACAAACACAGAUGGCAGACAACAGUGAGAGGAAUGCCAAACUCAGGCAGGAAAAUGAAAAUCUAGCGGCUCAGCUGAGGUCAUUUAUCAAGCAGUGCGAAGUUCGAGACUUGCAAGUAACCAAACUUCAAGAACAGCAUGAGUUAGAGAGGCAACUGGCUAAUGCUAAGGUGAACCAGGCGCAGGCUAUUGUCAAGGAACAUGAGGAGAAAGGAAUUAAAGAAAGAGAACUGCUGCUGUUAAAACUUGCUGAAUCAGGCAAGAAAAAUCAGAUAUUAGAAACUCAGGUGGCCAUGUUCAAAGAGCGCUAUGAUGACUUUGAGAGACUUCAUGCUAAGAGCUCUGAGACCUUUCAGAAGUACAAGACUGAGAUGGAUAAGAUGACAAAAAGAAUUAAGAAGCUGGAGAAAGAUGGCUUGCAGUGGAAAGCCAAAUGGGAAGGCACAAAUAAAGCAUUGAUAGAACAGAUUGAAGCACGUAGCAAAUCCGAGAAGGAUUGCCUUAUGUAUAUACAAAAGUCUAAGAAGUUAGAAUCUCUGUGCCGAGCCCUUCAGGCAGAACUUCAUGGCAAGAAAGUCGUGGAAACUGAUACAAAAACAGAAUCUCAGGACAAUGGAACAAUGUCAGCAACACCUAGCAGCUCUCCUGAACCCGCUAAUCCUAAACCUAUUGAGUCUCCUUGUAACACAGAGCUGUCUGAAGCACCAAGCAGUUCUCCUUGUAAGCCAGAGACUUCUGAAACAACGACAUCAUCAACUGACCCCUCCCCAACAUCUUCCCCCCCACCGCUGGAACCCGCCUCGUCUGAUCAAUGCCAGCCAGAGACAGCAAGCGAUGCCAUCUCAACCACGGCUGAGAACAGUCCUCCAGCUAUUGCCUCCACUAACAGUUGUGAGACAGCACCUGAAUGUGCUGGAAGCGGAGAGCCUGCUUCUUGCAAGCAAGUUACUGAUACCAAAACUGAUGGGUCAUUAGAAAAUGAUCAAGCGGAUAGUGUUGCGUGAUAAGGAUGAAUAACCCAAUUCUGUUUUUAACCUUUUUUUUUUUUUUUGCUUCCAUUUGUAUAUUUGUGUUGUAUGCUUGCACAAUCUUUUAGUCUCUUUUAGUACCUAACAGAUUUUAUGAUAUAAUCAUAAAUAUUUAUGAUAAAGUUUUUAUUCAAAUAAAAACUCAGCAUCUAUACGAUUCUAGUUUUUUAACAAAUGGUAAAAAAUUGUGAUAAUGACAUAUCUCAUGAGGAAUAUUUUAUAUCUCUGAAACGUUUUGUAUACUUCAAGUUUAUUUCUUAAUUCAUAAUGAUUUAAUAUAUUAGUAAUUAAUAUUUUAAAUUAUUCUUUUUAAACAUAUUACAAAUAAAUAUUUUGUUUUAAUGAGUGAUUGAAAAACUAUGGGUUUCAAAAAUCCACAAACUGUUGCAGCAUCAAGAGAAACUCUGAUGGUAUCGCAAUCUACCCUCUAGCUUUGCUUGAAGUAACCCAGGUUUGUGAAGCGUAACUAAUAUACUUAUCCCCCCAUGUCUUUGUUUUGGAGUUGUCUCAUUGUGUGUGUGUGUGUCAGCCAUUACUUUUAUAUUUAUCAAGCGUAGAAUUACAUUGACAAUGACAUUAAAAUCUAUUUGCCUUAAAUGAAAAA
Biomphalaria glabrata is the source of this 2719-nucleotide messenger RNA. Its product is annotated as alpha-taxilin-like. The record is from RefSeq and is a predicted model, not a curated record. Gene Ontology annotation, molecular function: syntaxin binding. Bases 205 to 2091 code for a protein of 628 amino acids. Lineage: Eukaryota; Metazoa; Mollusca; Gastropoda; Planorbidae. The transcript is spliced from 14 exons.